Molecule: messenger RNA, 1747 nt
Organism: Misgurnus anguillicaudatus (oriental weatherfish)
Lineage: Eukaryota; Metazoa; Chordata; Actinopteri; Cypriniformes; Cobitidae
Biological process (GO): neutrophil chemotaxis; monocyte chemotaxis; positive chemotaxis
Cellular component (GO): nucleus; cytoplasm; immunological synapse
Molecular function (GO): laminin binding; IgE binding; disaccharide binding
Source: RefSeq, a predicted model, not a curated record
UAUCAAUUUAUUUUGGUCUAAUUUUACCUAUAUAUCAGAGUAAUCAUUUAAUACGAUAACAAUUGAACCAAAAUACCUACAAGUUUACCUCAGUGAACUGUUAAAUACACGAUUAAUCUUGAUGUAGCUCAAUGAAUUGUCACCAACGCGUUUUACUUACAUUUACCUUACCUCAGUAAACUAUUAACAUGCUUGUUUUAUGUGCGAUAUUUGCAUAGACAUUAAAGUUAUAACGAGACCGCGCAUUGACUGCUGGAUUGUAGGUCAACGGCGCCGCCAUAUUAGAUGUGUCAAUUAACUUCUUUAUUACCAUUAACUCCGUCACACACCUCAAAACAACUAUCAGGGAAUUACGUUACCUUUCACAGACGCAAAUUCCUCUGCUGUCUGGUUUGUCAAUUAUGAGGUGGAAUGUUGGGAGUGAAUAAACAAGCGGGAGUCAUGAGGAGCAGACGGAUAUAAAUGAAGGAUUUUCUCUUCUCUUCUGUCUUCUCUUCAGUCUUCAUCCUCUGCACAUCAUCUUCACAGUCUUCACAGGUGCCAUGAGUUGCCCUUCGUCUGGUCAGCAAUGUAACAAUGGUUAUCCACAAAUAGUUCAGCAGACACCUGGUGCUGUGUGGCCUACUCAACCCUACUGGCCCUGUCAACCCAACCAGCCAGCGUGGCCCAUGACUGCCGGUACAGCAGUCCCACAAACUUGGCCAGUUCAACCCAUUCAAUCAAGCUGGCCCUAUUCUCAGACAACUCUGACAAACCAGCCCAGCUCACCAUUCCAACCCAGCUCACCAUUCCAACCAAGUCCACCAGUUCAACCCAGCUCACCAUUCCAACCAAGUCCACCAGCUCAACCAAGUCCACCAUUCCAACCAAGUCCACCAGUUCAACCCAGCUCACCAUUCCAACCAAGUCCACCAGUUCAACCCAGCUCACCAUUCCAACCAAGCCCACCAGUUCAACCAAACACACCUGCUCAACCAACCCAACCUGCACAACUACCUGUCCCAUCAGGCUACCUACCAUCUCCCGUCCACCCAGCGUGGCAUGGUAAUCCUGGGCAACCGGGUUGGCCCUGUCAAGGCCCCACAGGUGGAGCGCUGCAGCCGUGGCCACCGGCACCAUCAACCGCUCCUGUUACGGUGCCCUUCAACAUGAACUUUCCCCGUGGCAUCUACGACAAACUGAUGCUGACGAUCAGAGGUCAAAUUAAACCCGAUGCUAAAAUGUUCACAAUUAAUUUCCUGCGCGGUAACGACAUCGCCCUUCACAUCAACCCACGGUUCAGUGAAGGUGGGAAACAGGUGCUCGUGCGUAACCAUAAGGUGGGCGAGCGCUGGGGUCAAGAGGAGCGUGACCUGCUUGCGCCUUUCCCCUUCACACCCGGACAUCACUUCGAGAUGAAGAUUCUCUGUACAGUCACGGAGUUCAAGGUCGUGGUGAACAACACGCCCGUCUUCAACUUUAAGCAUCGCAUCAUAGAAGUGAAUCAGAUCGACCGCCUCAACAUCCUGCAUGACGUCACGCUGACAUCAGUCAACCUCGACUCACUGCCCUGAUUGGAUUGAAAAGAGUUUUCAUUUAUGACUCGAUGUAUGACCCUGAGAUUUUGUUCAAAAUAAUGCACAUUUCUGGCAGCUCAGCACAUCUCCUUUUGACUUAACAUUCAUUUAUACAUCUAAUAUAUAAUACUGCUCUUUAUGUACACAGACAGAUGGAUGGCUAAUGUAUAGUUUACAGGAGAUUUGCAAUA